Molecule: messenger RNA, 1410 nt
Organism: Somion occarium
Lineage: Eukaryota; Fungi; Basidiomycota; Agaricomycetes; Polyporales; Cerrenaceae
Source: the annotation of a GenBank genome assembly
AUUCUAGACUCUCCAUAGAACCAUUUCUCUCAACCUCUUGUUCUGCUAUUUAUCUACCCCUGCAACCAUUCUCUGUCUCCAUAUCUUCCUGCUUCACCCAAAAUGACCACCAUCUCCGUCAGUACCAACGGUAGUCGUCGACCCUCUCCUCUCAGGCCAAACUCGUCGUUUGCUUUCGAGAACCCAAUAGCACCAGUCGAUGAUGCUGCUGUGCACCCUAUUCUACACUCUGGUCGGGUGGCAGUCAUCACUGGUGCUGCCAGUGGGAUCGGUGCAGCCGCAGCGGUUGAAUUCGCAAAACUCGGCAUGAAAGUCGCAUUGGCAGACGUGAACGAAGAUCAACUGCGUGCUGCUGGAGAGGAAGUCGCCAAAGUUUCAGGCGACCCCAGCAAUGUGCUCGUUGUGCCAACAGACGUCAGCAAGAUCGAAGACGUCGUCCGUUUUCGUGACAGGGUGUACGAGGCUUGGGGCGAGGUCGCUGUUUUGAUGAACAAUGCCGGCAUUAGCUCGAAGGGCACGUCUUGGGAUGGACUUGAUGCCUGGCACAAGGUCUUUGACGUAAAUCUAUUUGGGGUAUUGAACGUGCAACAAACGUUCGUGCAGUCCAUGAUUUACCAAGAGAACGCAGCCGCAAUUAUCAAUACCGGAUCCAAGCAAGGCAUCACCAACCCUCCCGGUAACGCAGCCUACAAUGCUUCCAAGGCAGCCGUCAAGUCCCUGACCGAGAGUCUCGCCCAUGAAUUGCGAGAACACCCAGCAGGGAAUAACACUACCGCCCAUUUGUUCAUCCCCGGAUGGACUUGGACUGGUUUGACUGGCGCAGGUAAAGGCGGAGAGAAACCCGCUGGGGCUUGGACCGCUCAAGAAACCGUCUUAUACAUGGUACAUGCUCAUUUUGGUUCACUUUCGUAUUGGCCCCUGACCAAACCUGUUUUUUUUUUCACUAGAUCGAUAAGUUCCGUGAAGGCAAAUUCUACAUCCUCGUCCCGGAUAAUGAGACUCGCAAGGAGCUCGAUCAAUUGCGUAUCAUGUGGACCGCGGGAGACGUUGCAGAAGGCCGUCCUGCUCUUAGUCGUUGGCACAAGGAUUACAAGGCCUUGUUUGAGGAGUAUAUUCGGGAUGGGUUGGCUCAGCUUGACUGAGAUGUUGAUCGUUUGUACUCUGAUACGGAGUGGAGAGGGAAAGAAGAAGGAGAUGAUUGGGCGAUACAGAAUGACAACUAGAAGAAAGAAGAAUUUGUAUGAUUACUCGAUGAUUGGUUUUGCUUAGAAUUUGUUUGUUUGCUAUAUUGUUCUUGCUACUCAACUUGCCCUUGACAUGGAGCUCUUGGUGUUUACAUAUUUCACUCAGUGUCUCUUGACACCUGGGCAGGGAUGACUCUGCAAACAAUAACAUGCCUGCUACUCCUCA